Messenger RNA from Epithele typhae, 756 nucleotides. RefSeq lists its product as uncharacterized. The record is from RefSeq and is a predicted model, not a curated record. Gene Ontology annotation, molecular function: oxidoreductase activity. The coding region runs from base 1 to 756 and encodes 251 amino acids. The transcript has 3 exons. Lineage: Eukaryota; Fungi; Basidiomycota; Agaricomycetes; Polyporales; Epitheliaceae.
AUGUCUCUUCCUCUUGCCGGAAAAGUCGCUAUAGUUACUGGUGCUUCACGCUCAAUCGGUGCUCAAAUCGCCGCUCAACUCGCUGCAAAGGGCGCGAAUGUCCUCAUCACCUACGUCGCUGGUGCUGAUGCUGCCGCUCAAGUUGCUGCCGACAUCAACUCGAAAGGUGCGGGCCAGGCAAUUGUCUCCCAGGCCGACGCCGCUUCCCUCGAGGCCAACCAGCGCAUCGUGAAGGAGGCCGUAGACAAGUGGGGCCGCCUCGACAUCCUCAUCCUCAAUGCGGCCAUCCAAGGCAUGGCCACCAUAGCCCAGGUCACUCCCGAGACCUACGACAAGACCUUCGACACGAACGUCAAAGGGCCCAUGUUCCUCAUCCAGUCCGCCCUCCCUCACUUGACUUCGGGGAGCCGUAUCAUCCUCUUCUCGUCAUCACUCACCCGCGCGUCGACGGUCCCUCCCAACUACCUUCUCUACAACUCCACCAAGGGCGCUGUGGAGCAGAUGGCGCGCGUCCUCGCCAAGGACCUCGGCCAGAAGGGCAUCACGACCAACGUCGUCGCGCCCGGACCGAUCGAUACGGACCUCUUUCGGAACGGCAAGACGGAGCAGCAGAUUGCGUUCUUCGAGAACCUACACCCGGCGAAGCGUCUCGGCCAGGCGGAAGACGUCGCGAAGGUGGUGGACUUCCUCGUCAGCCCUGAGGCGUCUUGGGUCAACGGCCAGACGUUGAUGGUCAAUGGGGGCUUCGCCGUAUAA